Molecule: messenger RNA, 1087 nt
Organism: Bradysia coprophila
Lineage: Eukaryota; Metazoa; Arthropoda; Insecta; Diptera; Sciaridae
Product: interferon-inducible double-stranded RNA-dependent protein kinase activator A homolog
Biological process (GO): siRNA processing; regulation of regulatory ncRNA processing
Cellular component (GO): cytoplasm; RISC complex; RISC-loading complex
Molecular function (GO): double-stranded RNA binding; siRNA binding
Source: RefSeq, a predicted model, not a curated record
AGCCAAUUGGAGCAAAUACUUUAACAUAAAACCAUAAUUUGACUGAGUGCAGAGGUGUGUGUUCAUAAUUGGAGCGAUUAUACUCGUAAAUCCAUUCUAAUGUCCGGCAAAACAAAUCAGACAAAAACACCCGUAUCACUUCUACAGGAAUUUUGCGUGAAAAAACGACAAUCAGCCCCAAUAUACACCCUUAUCGAGGACGGCACCAAUCAACCGACACCAGAUAAGACUUUCGUUUACGAAGUCUUGGCGUUCGAUUAUAAAGCGGUUGGUCGCGGUCGAAACAAGAACAAUGCCAAACAUGAAGCUGCCAACAAUUUAAUUCAAAUAUUACAAAAUGACGACUUAUAUCGCGACGAACUUAGUGUACAGCAGCCAGAAGUGCCUCGUGAUGCAUGCCCGGAAAUUGAUGCCGUUUCGGUGUUAAUGGACAUUUGUGUGGAUCGUAAUUUGCCGAUUGCUCAGUUUCGGAUUCAGCAAGCAUCCGGCGCUGCUCAUGCACCCGAAUUCGUAGUCGAAUGUCAAGUGGCGAGCAUUGUUCGAGUAGGUGUUUUUUCGUCGAAAAAAGGAGCCAAGCAACUAGCUGCGAAAAAAGUUCUUGCCGUUCUGCAAGAUGUGUCAAUGAACGAGGAAUUACUACAAAUAGCAAAGAAUCGAUCGGAUGAGCCACCCGAAAAGUUGUUCAAAAGAUACUACGAGCUGAAAAAGGAAGACAACCGUGUGAAAAGCGGGGUCAAAAUCUGUGACCGCUAUUUGUAUUUCGUGAACCUGAGCGAUGAGAUGAAAAGUAAAAUGCGAGAGGUUCUACACGAUGUCAAUGAAAGUGAUUCGGAAAAGGUGCAUUUGCUUUGCCAAGCAAUGAAUUGCAAGUAUAACAAGAGCCUGGUGCCGGAUCAUCCGCAGCGAGAUGUUUACUGCGUCGAAAUCUUUUGCGAAUACGAUUUAUGCUUUGCGAAUACGGAACCAGAGGUAUACGCUGAGAUAUUGGAUUAUGUACGGGUUGCUCUUAGUUUCGAACAGCGCGAGCUACAUUAUCAACUGUGAACGGAAACGUUGUACGAUUAAAUUUUGAUUGUUUAACAGCAAA